Messenger RNA from Loxodonta africana (African savanna elephant), 4358 nucleotides. It is a transcript of the gene NPR1, whose product is annotated as natriuretic peptide receptor 1. Gene Ontology annotation, cellular component: plasma membrane. The coding region runs from base 35 to 3217 and encodes 1060 amino acids. Lineage: Eukaryota; Metazoa; Chordata; Mammalia; Proboscidea; Elephantidae. The transcript is spliced from 22 exons. Gene Ontology annotation, biological process: protein phosphorylation; receptor guanylyl cyclase signaling pathway; intracellular signal transduction. The record is from RefSeq and is a predicted model, not a curated record. Gene Ontology annotation, molecular function: guanylate cyclase activity; natriuretic peptide receptor activity; adenylate cyclase activity.
GGAGCGCUCGCCCGCCUUGGUGCCCGCUGAGGCCAUGCCCGGCCCCGGGCUCCCCGUGGGCGCCCGUCUGCCCCUGCUCCUGCUCCUGCUCCUGCCGCCACUGCUGCUGCUCCGGGGCACCCACGCCGGCAACCUGACGGUGGCUGUGGUGCUGCCGCUGGCCAACACCUCGUACCCGUGGUCGUGGGCGCGCGUGGGGCCGGCCGUGGAGCUGGCCCUAACCCGGGUGAAGGCGCGGCCCGACUUGCUGCCCGGCUGGACGGUCCGCACGGUGCUGGGCAGCAGCGAGAACGCGCUGGGCGCCUGCUCGGACACGGCCGCACCCCUGGCCGCCGUGGACCUCAAGUGGGAGCACAACCCCGCGGUGUUCCUGGGCCCGGGCUGCGUGUACGCGGCCGCCCCUGUGGGGCGCUUCACCGCGCACUGGCGGGUGCCGCUGCUGACCGCCGGCGCCGCGGCUCUGGGCUUCGGGAACAAGGACGAGUACGCACUGACUACCCGCUCGGGGCCCAGCCACGCCAAGCUGGGUGACUUUGUGGCGGCGCUGCACCGACGGCUGGGCUGGGAACGCCAGGCGCUCGUGCUCUACGCCUACCGGCCGGGCGACGACCAACCCUGCUUCUUUGUCGUGGAGGGGCUGUACAUGCGGGUCCGCGACCACCUCAACAUCACGGUGGACCACCUGGAGUUCGCCGAGAAUGACCGCGACCGCUACGCCCCGCUGCUGCAGACCGUGCGGAGAAAGAGCAGAGUUAUCUACAUCUGCAGCUCCCCAGAUGCCUUCAGAACCCUGAUGCUCCUAGCCCUGGAAGCUGGCCUGAGUGGGGAGGACUAUGUUUUCUUCCAUCUGGAUCUUUUUGGGCAAAGCCUGCAAGGUGCACACGGCCCUGCUCCCCAAAGGCCCUGGGAGAGAGGGGAUGGUCAGGAUGUCAGUGCCCAUCAGGCCUUUCAGGCUGCCAAGAUCAUUACAUACAAACAGCCGGAUAAUCCUGAGUACCUGGAAUUCCUGAAGCAGCUAAAACACUUGGCCCGUGAGCAGUUCAACUUUACCAUGGAAGAUGGCCUGGUGAACAUCAUCCCAGCAUCCUUUCAUGAUGGGCUCCUCCUCUAUGUCCAGGCAGUGACAGAGACUCUGGCAUAUGGCGGGACUGUCACUGAUGGGGAGGGCAUCGUUCAGAGAAUGUGGAACCAAAGCUUCCAAGGUGUGACAGGAUACCUGAAAAUUGACAGCAACGGAGAUCGGGAGACCGACUUCUCCCUCUGGGAUAUGGAUCCUGAGACUGGCGUCUUCAGGGUUGUACUGAACUACAACGGGACUUCCCAAGAGCUGGUGGCCGUAUCAGGGCGCAAACUGAACUGGCCCCUGGGGUAUCCCCCUCCUGACAUCCCCAAAUGCGGUUUUGACAAUAAGGACCCUGCCUGCAACCAAGACCACUUCUCCACCCUGGAGGUACUUGCUUUGGUGGGCAGCCUCUCCCUGCUCAGCAUUCUGAUUGUCUCUUUCUUCAUAUACAGGAAGCUGCAGCUGGAGAAGGAGCUGGCCUCAGAGCUAUGGCGGGUGCGCUGGGAAGACGUGCAACCCAGUAGCCUUGAGCGGCACCUGAGGAGCGCAGGCAGCCGGCUGACUCUGAGUGGGAGAGGCUCCAAUUAUGGCUCCCUGCUAACCACAGAGGGCCAGUUCCAAGUCUUCGCCAAGACCGCAUAUUACAAGGGCAACCUCGUGGCUGUGAAACGUGUGAACCGUAAACGCAUCGAGCUGACAAGAAACGUCCUGUUUGAACUGAAGCAUAUGCGAGAUGUGCAAAAUGAACACCUGACCAGGUUUGUGGGUGCCUGCACUGACCCCCCCAACAUCUGCAUCCUCACAGAGUACUGUCCCCGUGGGAGUCUGCAGGACAUUCUGGAGAACGAGAGCAUCACCCUGGACUGGAUGUUCCGGUACUCUCUCACCAAUGACAUUGUCAAGGGUAUGCUGUUCCUACACAAUGGGGCCAUUUGCUCCCAUGGGAACCUCAAGUCAUCCAACUGCGUGGUAGAUGGGCGCUUUGUGCUCAAGAUCACUGACUACGGGCUGGAGAGCUUCAGGGACUCGGAUCCAGAGCAAGGACACACCCUCUAUGCCAAAAAGUUGUGGACAGCUCCUGAGCUCCUUCGAAUGGCUUCACCCCCUGCCCGGGGCUCCCAGGCUGGUGACGUGUACAGCUUUGGGAUCAUCCUUCAGGAGAUUGCCCUGAGGAGUGGGGUCUUCCAUGUGGAAGGCUUGGACCUCAGCCCUAAAGAGAUCAUCGAGCGUGUGACUCGGGGUGAGCAGCCCCCCUUCCGGCCCUCCCUGGCCCUGCAGAGUCACCUGGAGGAGCUGGGGCAGCUGAUGCAGCGGUGCUGGGCCGAGGACCCACAGGAGCGGCCGCCCUUCCAGCAGAUCCGUCUGCUGCUGCGCAAGUUGAACAGAGAGAACAGCAGCAACAUCCUGGACAACCUGCUGUCCCGCAUGGAGCAGUACGCCAACAACCUGGAGGAGCUGGUGGAGGAGCGCACGCAGGCCUACCUGGAGGAGAAGCGCAAGGCCGAGGCCCUGCUCUACCAGAUUCUGCCUCACUCCGUGGCUGAGCAGCUGAAGCGUGGGGAAACAGUCCAGGCCGAGGCCUUUGACAGCGUUACCAUCUACUUCAGUGACAUUGUGGGCUUUACAGCCCUGUCAGCAGAGAGCACGCCCAUGCAGGUGGUGACCCUGCUCAAUGACCUGUACACUUGCUUUGAUGCCGUCAUUGACAACUUUGAUGUGUACAAGGUAGAGACGAUCGGCGAUGCCUACAUGGUGGUGUCUGGGCUCCCGGUGAGGAACGGGCGGCUGCACGCCCGCGAGGUGGCCCGCAUGGCUCUGGCGCUGCUGGACGCGGUCCGCUCAUUCCGCAUCCGCCACCGGCCCCAGGAGCAGCUGCGCUUGCGCAUCGGCAUCCACACAGGCCCAGUGUGUGCUGGCGUGGUGGGGCUGAAGAUGCCCCGUUACUGUCUCUUUGGGGACACGGUCAACACGGCCUCACGAAUGGAGUCUAACGGGGAAGCCCUGAAGAUCCAUUUGUCUUCUGAGACCAAGGCUGUCCUGGAAGAGUUUGGUGGUUUUGAACUGGAGCUUCGAGGGGAUGUAGAAAUGAAGGGCAAAGGCAAGGUUCGAACAUACUGGCUCCUGGGGGAGCGGGGGAGUAGCACCCGGGGCUGACCUGCCUCUCCCCCUGGCCCUCCACACCACCCUUUUCCCUGUGCCAGAAGAGAAAGGGAGGUGCCAGGCCUCAGCCUCGCCCACGGCAGCCCCACCAUUGCCAAAGAAUCAGAGAAAUGGCUUGAACAGCUCAGGUGUGCUGACCCCAGUGGCAAUAACAGAUACUGUCUCUGAAAGAAGCCUGGUGUGGGGGAGAACUUGGAGCUCACAGGCCCGGACCAAAGCACACAGUCAUGUACAGUGGCAUACACGUAGGCACACACACCUGCUUUCCACCCUGCUUUGGGCCAGGCUGGGAUGCGAAUUCCUGGAUCCUCCUCCCCAUCUCUGGGCCUGCCUCUCUUAACCUUAAUACACUGUGACUUUUAUGCAGAGGGAGAAGAUCCACCUUAGUAGGAAUACGAGAAGAGACUAUAAGUGAAUGGGGUGGUAGGGUGGAAGUCCACUUCUGGGCCUAGCCCACAUGAGCCGCCAACACCCCUGUUCCCCACCACUCAACACUGGAUUCAGUGGUACAGAGGUGAACAUGGGGCAGCAGAGGGGCUGCGGGACCUGUAUGCAUUGCUUCUACUGUGAGCAGAGACCAUUAAACUUUUUCUCCCAGCAGCCAUGUCCCUUCUUGAGGGACAGAGAGUUGAUGGAAAACACAGCCAUGUUCUCCACUCUUUACUUCAAAUAAGAGAUGCUUCUUAAGUUGGGAAUACAGUGUCUGAAAAAGGCAGUGGUUCACCCUCAAUUUUGAGGAGUCUGUGUAACAGCUUGUAGGGUCGCUAUGAGUCAGAACCAACUCAACGGCACCCAACAAAAACAACAACAGGUAAUAGCCUAUGAAUUACCCAGUGGUGCUGAAACUUUUUGGUCUCAGGACCUGAUUAUCCACCUGAAGGGCCCCCAAAGAGCUUUUGUUUAUGUGGGUCAUAUGUAUUGAUAUUUGCCAUAUUAUAAAUUAAAAAAAUACUCAUUUAUUAAUUCAUUUAAAAUAACAAUAAACCCAUUACAUGUUAAUAAUUUUUACUGCUUUAUCAAGGACAUUCAUAAAAGAAACUUUUUUGUUUGGUUGUUUACUGACAUACUACUGUAUGGUAGUGAUGAAUACAAUGACUACUUUGGUGCCGCUAUUAGCGCAAAUGUCAACCCAGUA